UGAAGGAAUCCAGUUCCUGUUGGAGCCAGUACUGCACACUCCUAUGAAGUCUGAAACAGGAGUGUGUUUUUAUAGGACUUCCAGGAAGGAUCUUCCUCUUAAGCUUCUUAAUUAUGGUACAUCUGCAGUUGGCAGAUGACUACUGGCAGGAGAAUGAGGAACUAGCUGGGAAUGUUUCUGUUUGACAUCAUGAAGUCACCCGUUUCUUUACUGGUAUUUAGAAAUAAUAACUGUGAACUGGAAAGGAGUUUGCUAAGAUUUUCAUUUCUUCCCUGUUGGUGACAGCACAGUUCUGGCUAUGAAAGUCUGCUUACAAGGAAGAGGCUAAAAAUCAUACGGAUAAUAAAUCUGUUUGAAGACAAUGAGGUUUUAGCUGCAUUUAUCAUGAAGAAAUUGAGACCUUUACUGGAUAGCUAGGGUAUUUAUGUGUCUUUUUGCUUAGUUACUUAUUGACCCCAACAGAGGUCAAAUAAGAACUCAGGUCUCUCAGGCUACUGGCAUGGAUUGAUUGCAUACAGCUGUAGUUUUAGCAGUGAUUUAGGGUUUAUUAAUAUUCCUUCAGUAAAUCACAGGGUUGGUAAUGUUACUCUCAGGAAAGAAAAAAAAAAAAAAGCCAAACCUGACAGAUAUCCCAGCUCAGGGGGGAAUUGAGGAUCACAGCUCAGUGCGGUCCUAGAGAACAAAAGGGACUCUUAGGACCUUUAUUUAUAGGGCCUCAAGGUAACUGACUUUGGUCAGAAAACUUUCCAUUCUGGCUACAGUUUAGGUGAGGCAAUCCUGGAAUUUUCUCUCAGCUGUACAGUUCCAGUAAUCCCAGUUUGUACAGUUCUGGCACUUUUUGGGUCAGGCUGUGAUCCAAGGAACAGGAGUUCCAGGUAUGGUCAGGGAGUGCCUGACCGUCCCAACUCACUGCUCUCAAACAAAGGUGAAACCACAAGAGUGGCUUUUGUUGAAAUUGCAGCGUGGCCCAGAUGGGCUGCACUCAUCUGGGCCAUGCUUAUUGACCACGAGGCAACGCUAAUCCUCAAAAAGUGCCAUUUGUUGCCAUUAAAUUGAACUGAUACUUCAAUGUGAUCAGUAUCAUCAAGUGGUUUGGCUUGGAAUAUGGAGUCUAGGAGCCCUAUUGGAGCAGCUACUCUCUAAUGGAGUUGUAUUUUGAAGCAGGACACUGUAAAAAGCUGAUCUCCUAAAGAGGCUCCUAAACAUUAGGGUCAAUUUUCCAGUGCACUUUCUGAAGCGUCUGCAGUUCCCCAUGCAAGGCUGCCUAAACAUAGCACUUCCAAUUGAAUACAACUAUAUGCAGGCAGAUUGCUUCUUGCCAGCACUGUCCUUCUGAAAUGAACACAGCAAACAACAAUUUCAAAGUCUGGUAGAAAGUAACAUUAAAAAGUAUACCUGCUUUCAGUAGUUCAGCUUAGUUAUUCCCACUAGAAACAUCUUGUACAGGCUGAACAUCGGGGCUCCAGAUUAGUGGUAAAACUGACUUCAUAGGAUCAUAGAAACGUGGAACGGCCUUGGAUUAGAAGAGACACCAAGGAUCAUUAAACUCCAACUCCCCUGCCACAGGCAGGGCCACCAACCUCCAGAUCUGGUAGCAGACCAGGCUGCCCAGGGCCCCAUCCAACCUGGCCUUGAACACCUCCAGGGAUGGGGCAUCCACAACUUCUUUGGGCAGCCUGUGCCAGCACCUCACCACUCUCUCUGUGAAGAACUUUCCCCUGACAUCCAAUCUAAGCCUUCCUGCCUUGAGGUCAAAUCCAUUCCCCCUCAUUCCAUCACUGUUUACUCUUGUAAAAAGUUGAUUCCCCUCGUUUUUAUAAUCCCCUUCAAAAAAUGGAAGGCUGCAAUGAGGUCUCCUCGCAGUCUUCUCUUCUCCAGGCUGAACAAAUCCAGCUCCCUCAGCCUGCCAUUAUAGGUAAGGUGCUCCAGCCCUCUGAUCACCUUCGUGGCCCUCCUCUGGACCCUCUCCAACAUUUCUCCAUCUUUUCUGUACUGGGGAACCCCAGGCCUGGAUGCAGAACUCCAGAUGGGGCUCAAAAGGGCAGAGUAAAGAAGGACAAUCACCUUCCUCACCCUGCUGGCCACCCCUCUUCUGAUGGAGCUCAGGAUAUCAUUGGCUUUCUGAGCUGCAACUUCUCCUUAUUAGUUCCACUAUCAAAACAGGAACAAUAUAACAGGUGCCGAUGGCUAGAGGAGAGAGUUUUUCACACUUCUUCAUUUCAGUAGAUCUCAGAUUUCAGUAGAUUUCAGUAGAAGAGGAAUGUUGAAGUUGUGCCUUCUGCAUGUGCUCCUUCCUCCCCAAAUACUCCUGCCUGAUGCCUUACCCCACCUGCUGCCGAAUGGCUCCACGGCCCCCUGCACCCAGAGCCCUGAUGAACCCAGCACUGCUUCAGACGCUGUGUAAUAGCACAGCAUGACCAAGUUGCACAAAUGAUGUGUCGCAUCCUUCAGCACUUGAGAAGAAAAGCUAAAUUUGCAUUGUUAGGGAAUGGUUUAGUAAUUCUGCCAAUUAAAACCUGUUUAUUUACUAUGGCUACUUUUAUUAUGUUGUUACUAGUGGUAUGUUGAUGAUGAACAGUGGCUAUGCAGUAAAAUCAAGACUGUAGAUAUUGCAACAGACAAUAAAAUUCCUCUGUUGCUUAGCUAACGUGGUACUUCCCACAUUGUAUAAGAAAUUUGGCAAGUUUAGAGUGAUGUUUUAAGUGUUGGGAAAUUUCUGUAUACUCAAGAGGGUGUUUCUGACAACUGUAGAACAGAGAAAUCAAAAGGGGGUGGGAGGAAUUUAAAAGAGACAGGUGCAAGAGAGCCUGCAGUCCCACUGUGUGUACGACACUGGCAACAUGAGGUCUUUGCUAAUCUUGGUGCUUUGCUUCCUGCCCCUGGCUGCUCUGGGGAAAGUCUAUGGAAGAUGUGAGCUGGCAGCAGCUAUGAAGCGUCUGGGACUUGAUAACUAUCGGGGAUACAGCCUGGGAAACUGGGUGUGUGCUGCAAAAUUCGAGAGUAACUUCAACACCCAUGCUACAAACCGUAACACAGACGGGAGUACCGACUACGGAAUCCUACAGAUCAACAGCCGCUGGUGGUGCAACGACGGCAGGACCCCAGGCUCCAGGAACCUGUGCAAUAUCCCAUGCUCAGCACUGCUGAGCUCGGACAUAACGGCGAGCGUGAACUGCGCGAAGAAGAUCGUCAGCGAUGGGAACGGCAUGAACGCGUGGGUCGCCUGGCGCAACCGCUGCAAGGGCACCGACGUCCACGCGUGGAUCAGAGGCUGCCGCCUGUGAGGAGCCGCCGCGCCCAGCCCGCCCGCCGCACGGCCGACCGCUUUGCUAGCGCGACGAUCCCCGCUUGGCAGUUUUAAACGCGUUCCUCAUUAAAGCCACCAUCCGCAAAC
Tympanuchus pallidicinctus (lesser prairie-chicken) is the source of this 3394-nucleotide messenger RNA. RefSeq names its product lysozyme (gene LYZ). Lineage: Eukaryota; Metazoa; Chordata; Aves; Galliformes; Phasianidae. Gene Ontology annotation, biological process: defense response to Gram-positive bacterium; defense response to Gram-negative bacterium. The record is from RefSeq and is a predicted model, not a curated record. Bases 2841 to 3284 code for a protein of 147 amino acids. The transcript is spliced from 4 exons. Gene Ontology annotation, molecular function: lysozyme activity.